This is a messenger RNA of Paecilomyces variotii, 706 nucleotides long. Its product is annotated as putative 60S ribosomal protein L21. Lineage: Eukaryota; Fungi; Ascomycota; Eurotiomycetes; Eurotiales; Thermoascaceae. Gene Ontology annotation, cellular component: cytosolic large ribosomal subunit; ribosome. The coding region runs from base 188 to 670 and encodes 160 amino acids. Gene Ontology annotation, biological process: translation. Gene Ontology annotation, molecular function: structural constituent of ribosome. The record is from RefSeq and is a predicted model, not a curated record. The transcript is spliced from 4 exons.
UGAGGCUGGCGCUAAGCGAGCGACGGCGCAGUCUGAAUGGGGGCUAGUGCAAGGGUUAGCCCUGAGGCGGCCGAAAGUUGCGCACUAACUCUCCCGCGACCGACGAGCAUCGUCAAAGUGCGGCAGAGAGAGGCACUUCUUCGUUGUCGACAACGCUUCAUCACACCAGCACCAUAACACCGCCGAGAUGGGUCACUCUCACGGUUUGAGAAAGGGCACGCGGUAUGCCUUCUCGCGCGGCUUCAAGAACCACGGCGUCAUCCCUCUGUCCACCUACCUGAAGCAAUACCGGGUUGGUGACAUUGUGGACAUCAAGGUCAAUGGUGCCGUCCAGAAGGGUAUGCCCUACAAGGUCUACCACGGUAAGACCGGUGUCGUGUACAACGUUACCAAGUCCGCCGUUGGUGUCAUCAUCUACAAGCGUGUCGGCAACCGCUACCUCGAGAAGCGUAUCAACGUCCGCAUCGAGCACGUUUCUCACUCCCGCUCUCGUGAGGAGUUCAUCCACCGUGUCAAGGAGAACGCCAUCAAGAAGCGCCAGGCCAAGGAGCAGGGUAUUCACCUGCACCUGAAGCGCCAGCCCGUCAUGCCCCGCGACGCCCACGUUGUCAGCUCCGAGAGCAACUUCCCCGAGACUAUCACCCCCAUCCCCUACGACACCCACAUCUAAAGGAUCGGUAUUCGGAUGAUGCGGUUGUUUGGUGUU